CAUAAUACCCGCGUUUGGUGGUACAACCAGGACCCUCGUUUUUAUUGGUUCUUCUCUCGGUCCACGUACGAAACAACGAGGUUGUCCGCGGUCCGUCGUCGAUAUUAUGGCUCCGGUGUGGUUGUAGGCGGCUCGUGCAACGCUGCACGUCCCUGUCUCCUCGGCCAUCUCGCUGCGCUGCGGUCCGAACCCCUAUCCAUGAUGUCCGCAGCGGCCGGCGGCGGGGCGUCGUCGUCGUGCAUCGUCGGGGCGGCGGCGCUGAGCGGUAGCGCCGCCGGGACCUCGGCGCUGGGAGCCGGCGGCGGCGGCGGCGCCGGGGUUGCCGGGAGGCUCCCGGUUCGAGCGCUGGAGCACGUCUUCUCGUACCUGGAGCUGCCGGAUCUCAUGCGCUGCGCGCUCGUCUGCUGGCACUGGAACAGCUGCCUGUCGGACGAGAACAGCGAGGUGUGGCGCGCGCUGUGCGUGCGCACCCUGAGCGAGGAGGCGCUGCGCUCCGACAUCCUCUGCAACCUGCCCACGUACAAGGGCAAGCUGAAGGCCUUCCAACAUGCUCUGAGCUCCCAUGACUGCUCGCGCAACGUCUACGUCAAGAAGAACGGCUUCACCCUGCACCGCAACCCCAUUGCCCAGAGCACCGAUGGGGCCCGUGGCAAGAUUGGCUUCACAGAGGGUCGUCACGCUUGGGAGAUCUGGUGGGAAGGGCCCCUGGGCACGGUCGCUGUCAUUGGCAUCGCCACCAAGCGAGCCCCCAUGCAGUGUCAGGGCUACGUGGCACUCCUGGGCAGUGACGAUCAGAGCUGGGGCUGGAAUCUGGUGGACAACAACCUGCUUCACAACGGGGAGGUCAGCGGCAACUUCCCCCAGUGUAACAAUGCACCUAAAUACCAGAUCGGGGAGAGGAUACGUGUCAUCCUGGACAUGGAGGACAAGACGCUGGCCUUCGAGAGGGGGUUCGAGUUUCUGGGGGUGGCCUUCCGGGGGCUACCCAAGGCCUGCCUUUUCCCUGCCGUGUCAGCCGUGUACGGGAACACGGAAGUGACUAUGGUGUACCUGGGGAAGCCCCUGGAUGGCUGAUGUUGCCUUAGCUGGCGACGGGGCAGGGGGGCGAGGGCACUUGGGCAGCAGAGAUGUGCCAAGGAGACCUUUUUCCCCAGCCAGCGAAUGCUCGCUGUUAACGUCCCGUGACAGGAGUGCCACAGAAGAGUGGAGAAUUGGAGAAGCCAGUGCCGUUUUGCAGCUGCAGAUAAUCUACUAACAUGUCUCAGUACAGACUCUCAGCUGCUGCGCAUUUUUUUUUUUUAUAUAUAUAUAUAAACUUGCACACAGCAAAGGACCUCUUUUUAUUUCAUUUUAUCAAAAGACAAGGCUAAAAUGAAUGAGCACGACACCUUGCGUCUGCUGAAAACGAGGCCAAACCCACUAGGAGCUUUGUCGAAUCCCUGCAUUGUAUCUAUCAAAAGAAACGCAUAAUUUAUUGUUAUCGUUGUAAUGGCAAAGGUGGGCGUGGUGAGAUAUUGUACAUUUUCACAGCAUAUUACGUACCUCUUAUUGUCUCCCCUGUUUUGUAGCUCGGGUUUGUCUUCAAGGAGACUGCAUGUGUCUGUACUGAACCUGUUCCCGAGCAUGUGCGAAGACGAGAGAAAGUUACUUGCUGUACAGUGUUUAAUUUACUCCGUUGUUCGUGUAGUACAACAUGACGUGUAUUUAUUGGGUUUUAACUUUGGUAUCCGUGAGGUCAGAAAAGCCUUUUAAAUAAAGAAUACAUGAA
Molecule: messenger RNA, 1768 nt
Organism: Scleropages formosus (Asian bonytongue)
Lineage: Eukaryota; Metazoa; Chordata; Actinopteri; Osteoglossiformes; Osteoglossidae
Gene: fbxo45
Product: F-box protein 45
Exons: 3
Coding region: 199-1074 (291 amino acids)
Biological process (GO): synapse assembly involved in innervation; proteasome-mediated ubiquitin-dependent protein catabolic process
Cellular component (GO): SCF ubiquitin ligase complex; synapse
Molecular function (GO): protein binding
Source: RefSeq, a predicted model, not a curated record